CUGGUUGAGUGUCGGCGCGGCUCCGUCUGCUCGACGCAGCUUCGAGUGGAAUUCGCUUCGGACUACCAUUUAGCUUGUCACAACACCCGGUUGAUUCGAAAACCCUUCACGAUGGCAUGAAGGGAAAAUAAUUUUUCUUCAUCUAAGAUCACAGACAGAUCCGUUUUGAUUCUUGCUUCAUUUGGGCAAAAAUGUCGAGCAAUCCUAAUAAGAUGGCUGCAGCGAGAAAGGUCCGGUCGGAGUACAUGAAGAAGUACCGGAAUCCCAAAUGGGACGCAUGCUCCAAAAACUACGAGGACUCCGUGAAAUACAGGGUGAAUCGGCGGGUCAUGGAGCAGACGCACAACCCUCUGUUUUGGGACGGCUGGGACAGCGGAUCGGAGUCUCUGUCCAGCGGGAGAUCAAGUCCAAAAUUCAAAGACGUCCUGGAGGCUGCCGUGGCGAACAAGCUUCACAUCGUGUCCGACUCCAGAGGGGACGAGACGGAUGACACCCAGGACACGGUAGUGACCGUGGUGAAUGGUAAACCUCCCCCGCUCCCGCCCCCGCCAGAAGCCCACAGUACAAUGGGGGACACUUCUGCAGUUGAGAAUGGCGUCCCGUGUGAGACGGACACGGUGAACUGCAGCUCGUCGGAGGCCCCUCCCAAGAAGCGUCACCAGCGCCCACGCCGCGCCCCCCGCUCUGAGCCGGGAUACGACGGGGACGUGGACAAGCCCCUCCGGCCCUCCUCGGCCCCCAAGCUGACCAGAGCCAAGAGCCAGCCUCCCGAGAGGGAGAGGGAGAGGGAGAGGACGAAGGAGAGAGAGAGCGGCUGCACCAGUGGCGAGAAAGACGCCAGGCGCUCGUACAUGCGGCCCGGCUGGACCGAGAGACACAUGGAGACCCGGAGCAGGACGCCCAGCAUGAGACCCUCGGUGUCCGCAGGAGAGAUCCAUCGUUCGGAGGCGGUGGCCAAGCGCCAGGACGCCCAGCGGUGGGGCGGGGCCCCCGGGGCCCUGGACCGGCGCCGGGCUCGCUCGGCCGACCUGGAGAAGCUCCGCAAGAGCCAGCUGAGCGUGGCCAACACGUCCAACGACCGCUGGAUGACCGAGUACAUGCGCUGCUUCUCCUCCCGCAUGAGGUGAAAGCAACACGCUGCCCCCAGUGCUUGAAGUGGGAAAAAAAGAGGUGCAGGAACCCUAACCAUCCGAAAAUACCAUCCAAAAAGAAGUGCAGGAACCCUGGUUUUCCAACAGUCUCAUCAGUACCAAAUCAGUACAAGUCAUGUUUUUGUAGGCCUAUUGCCUGCACGCAUUUUGAAAAACUUUGUUUUCAACUUGUAAAAUGGCGGCGCACGAGGUAAGUUCUGCCCCCCCCACUUCAA
Messenger RNA from Engraulis encrasicolus (European anchovy), 1366 nucleotides. RefSeq names its product centriole, cilia and spindle-associated protein a (gene ccsapa). Gene Ontology annotation, molecular function: microtubule binding. The transcript is spliced from 4 exons. The record is from RefSeq and is a predicted model, not a curated record. Lineage: Eukaryota; Metazoa; Chordata; Actinopteri; Clupeiformes; Engraulidae. Bases 192 to 1127 code for a protein of 311 amino acids. Gene Ontology annotation, biological process: regulation of mitotic spindle assembly. Gene Ontology annotation, cellular component: spindle; cytoskeleton; ciliary transition zone.